This is a messenger RNA of Durusdinium trenchii, 1461 nucleotides long. Lineage: Eukaryota; Dinophyceae; Suessiales; Symbiodiniaceae. The record is from the annotation of a GenBank genome assembly.
AAGCUCUUAUGUUCCACGCGAACUGUGCUUAGCAUCACAUGGGUUUAGAUGGCCAAACUCCUUGCGGCACCAUUGGGGUGGAGAUUUUGCCGGAGGGUGACGUGGAGGGGCUGGCAGUUGGAGAACAUGUUGUUCUGGAGGCUGCAAGCGGUGCUUUGCUCCAAGCUUUGCGACUUGCCGAUUGUUUCUUUGCGAUUCGGUCUGGGCGCGUGCAAACCUUUCAGGUAGCGCGAAAGUUGCCUGCAGCUUCCGUUGUACGCUAUCCGCCCCCCUUCAACCUUGAGUUGGAGGCAGACCGAGCCGCUGUCUUACAUCGCGCCCGCCAGUUUGUUGGGCUGGAUGUGUCCACUGUUGGCCAUUACCUACAAGAAGAUCCAACCAAUGAGGCGUUGCUGACAGAACUCCUUAUCACCUUUUGCGUUACUGGUAUGCACUGGAAUUGGCGCGUAGCAGAAGCUCACAAGGCUGAAAGGCACUUCAAGGCGGCCCAGGGCAGCAGAAACCCAUUUGUGGGAGGGCCAAGGCCAAUCUCAAAUGUUGACGAACUCUCAGGCAAUGAUUCACCUGAAACUGCCAAAACACAAAUGUCGAGCAAGUUGCGGCAGGCAAUCCCAGAACGCGUGCAGGAGAAAGCGGUUUCCACUGCCAUCCAUGUGGGUUGCCGUGGAUCUGCAGCUCGUGCAGCUGGUGCAGCUGCAGCAAUGACAGUUGAGGGCUACGCGCUCUACAAGGAAAUUGGCAAGCAUUGUGAGCAGUUAGAAGAAAAGAACAUCAGCUCCGAUCAAUUUGCAGAACGAAUCUGUGAAAGUACUGUGAGUUCCUCGGGGCGUGCUAUUGGAAGUCUAGCAGGAGCAGCAGUUGGGCAGGCCUCCAUACCGGUGCCUGUAGUGGGAGCUGUUAUAGGUGGAGUUGCAGGAGCUGCUUGCGGUGGCUUCUAUGCAAACAGCUUGGUUCGAGGAGCUUGGAGGCUUUCAGGUGGACCUGCCAAAGGCGGUGAUGGCAUUGUCCGGUGUGUCGAGCACUCUGUCGCAUCAGAGAGUAAAGAGGCAGACCAGAUCCAGGACAAAUGGUCACCUCCCCAUGCUCUACUCUGAAGGGAGUGAGAAUGGGGACUGACCGUCCCUGUCACUGUAGUUAGGUUACGUCAGGUUUCGCCCGCGUCGCAGGGGUGGGCAGGCCAUGUUGUGCACAUUGAUUGCACACGGAUCACACAGGCCAAUUCUCUUCCAAAGGCCUGUAGAUGUGUUUCACAAAUUCGAUCUCAAGCAUCUUGCGGAGAUUCGGCAAACAAUGUAUACCGAUACUGUACAUACUGUACUUACUUGUUUGCAUGUACAGCCCAUAAAUACUCCGCUAGAGUACUGCAGACACGUGACUCAUGACGUAUUUUGGCUCAAGGUGAAAAGGCGUUCCGAAACGUCGAAACCUCGUUUUCAUGGUAGCGAAAGGGUCCGGUGAGAG